Molecule: messenger RNA, 567 nt
Organism: Ogataea haglerorum
Lineage: Eukaryota; Fungi; Ascomycota; Pichiomycetes; Pichiales; Pichiaceae
Exons: 1
Coding region: 1-567 (188 amino acids)
Cellular component (GO): mitochondrial inner membrane peptidase complex; membrane
Molecular function (GO): serine-type endopeptidase activity
Source: RefSeq, a predicted model, not a curated record
AUGAAUAAUCUGUACUCAGCAGGCAAAGUCUUGUCCUACACUGUAAGGACGGUGGCCGUGUUGCACAUAUUUUCGUCGAAUGUUCUCGAAAUCAGCGACACUACGGGCGAGAGUAUGUUACCGACGCUGGCUGUCGUCAAUGAUAGUGCCGUGGUAGACAAGCGAUAUAAAUACGGCAGAAAUGUGAAAAUGGGGGACCUGAUUGUGGCACGCAAGCCUACCGAGCCGUCAAGUUUGGUGACGAAACGAAUAACUGGGAUGCCAGGAGACAUUGUCCUCAUUGACCCGUCCAAAAACUCGCUCCGAAGGUUACACCAGGAACACCUUGACAUGCAAGAGGUAGCUCCUCUGGACAACAGCAGUUAUGACAAUUACGUGAUUGUUCCAAAAGGCCAUGUCUGGGUGACAGGCGACAACCUUAGCGCGUCUCUCGAUUCAAGAACCUACUCCGUCGUUCCGCUCGCUAUGAUAGAAGGAAAACUGGUCUACGCGUGGUAUCUAACGGGAAUGCUCUCUAUGUUUACCAACUCACCUAGAAAACUGCCCAAUACUUUUGUGGAGGAGUGA